Messenger RNA from Trichomycterus rosablanca, 2418 nucleotides. Its product is annotated as protocadherin alpha-3-like. Gene Ontology annotation, cellular component: plasma membrane. The transcript has a single exon. Gene Ontology annotation, biological process: homophilic cell-cell adhesion. Gene Ontology annotation, molecular function: calcium ion binding. The record is from RefSeq and is a predicted model, not a curated record. Bases 1 to 2418 code for a protein of 805 amino acids. NCBI's taxonomy places the organism in Eukaryota, Metazoa, Chordata, Actinopteri, Siluriformes, Trichomycteridae.
AUGAUGGGACGAAUCUGGAUUGUAUGUGUUUUCUGGAUAUCGCUUUGUCUUCAUGGCGUGUUGUCGGGCCAUACUGCAUAUUCUAUUGCAGAGGAGGUUAGUCCCGGGACUGUUGUAGGGAAUUUAGCUAAAGAUUUGAGUCUCAAUGUGGCUGAUCUGGAGGCACGUAAACUUCACAUUGUAUCAGGAUCAUCAAAGAAACAUUUCGAGGUGGAUUUAAAAACCGGGGCCCUGUUUGUGUUGGAGACUAUAGACAGAGAACAACUCUGCCCAAAGAGUGAAGCUUGCACCGAGACCCUGGAAGCGAUUGUUAAUAAUCCUUUACAGAUGCACAGUGUGGAGGUUAAAAUUCUUGAUAUUAACGACAAUGCACCAUCAUUUCCUGGAAAAUACCAGACUAUUAGUAUUGCAGAGUCCAGGAUGUAUGGAUCCAAAUUUUCUCUGUUAAGUGCUGAUGAUCCUGAUAUUGGAAGCAACUCAGUCAGUUCAUACAAGUUAUCCCAAAAUGUCUUUUUCAGUUUGGAAAUGCACAAAGAUGCCGAUCAGGGUCCAUCUGCUGAACUUGUACUGGUAAAGAAUCUUGACCGAGAGAAGCAGUCUGUGAUCCGACUAGUGUUGACUGCUUUCGAUGGUGGCAAACCACCACGAACUGGUACUACAGAAAUUAUUGUUACUGUAUUAGAUGCCAAUGAUAAUGCACCUGUGUUUUCAAAGCCUGUGUACAAAGUUUUCGUUCCAGAAAAUGUUACUGCUAGGUCAAUUAUUUUACAGUUAAAUGCCACCGAUCUCGACGAAGGAGUUAAUAGUGAAAUCACUUAUUCCUUCAAAAGAGGUCAAAAGGGAAUAUCGGAUACAUUUUCUAUUGAUCCAAGUACUGGGGAAAUUUCAGUGAUCGAAACGUUAGACUAUGAGAGCACAAGUGCUUACGAGAUUCGUGUUGAAGCCCGAGAUGGAGGAUCUUCUCCACAUGAAUCUUACUGCAAGGUCCUGGUGGAAGUAGUCGAUGUAAACGAUAACGCACCUGACAUUAAACUUUCCUCCUUACUCGAUAACGUAAAAGAGGAUGCCAAGAAAGGCACGGUGAUUGCAUUAAUUACAGUUCAAGAUAAGGAUGGAGGUAAAAAUGGAAAGGUGCGAUGUUUUGUAUCUCAGAAUUCGCCAUUUAUAUUAGAAUCCACACAGGGAAAAUAUUACUCAGUGGUUCUAAAUGACGCACUUGAUAGAGAAGAUACUUCUGAGUAUAAUGUCUCAAUAACAGCCGUAGAUGAAGGUGUGCCUCCUCUUUCUAGUACUGUUAUACUAACGGUCCAUAUUUCUGAUGUAAAUGAUAACGCACCUCGUUUCUCUGGAUCUUUCGUCAAUGUUUAUGUAAAAGAGAACAGUCCAGCAGGUGGUCUAAUAGCGGAUGUCUCUGCACAGGAUAUCGACUUUGGUGAAAAUGCUCAAAUAUCUUAUUCAUUACUCAGCAACUCAAACAUGCCUUUAUCUUCAGCUGUCAGCAUUAAUUCUGUCACUGGAGAAAUUUACAGCAUGCAGUCAUUUAACUUUGAAGAAAUGAAAACCUUUCAGUUUCAAGUUCAGGCCACAGACUCUGGUAUUCCCUCUCUGAGCAGUAACCUGACAGUAAAUGUUUUUAUUGUGGAUGAAAAUGAUAACCGUCCUGUUAUUCUACCGCCCUAUUCAGAAUCCGGAUCUGUAAACACUGAGAACAUUCCCUAUUCUGCAGAAGCGGGGUAUUUUGUGGCCAAAAUCAGAGCUGUAGAUUCGGAUUCAGGCUAUAACGCCCUACUGUCCUACCAUAUAACUGAACCAAAGGGAACCAAUCUUUUCCGAAUCGGAACCAGUACUGGAGAAAUAAGAACCAAAAGGCGAAUGAGCGACAAUGAUUUAAAAACACACCCACUUAUAGUUACUGUGUCGGACAAUGGAGAACCGUCACUAUCAACAACUAUGAGUAUUGAAGUUGUGGUCGUGGAAAAUGUGGACAACAUGCAGCCUUCUCUAAGAAAAGUACCAAUGAAGGAGGAGAGUUUUUCUGAUCUGAAUCUGUAUCUGCUCAUCGCUAUUGUCUCAGUAUCAAUGAUAUUUUUACUGAGCCUCAUGGGUUUAAUAGUAGCUAGAUGCUACAGGACAGAUGGCGGUUUCGGCAGGUCCGGUGUUCCAGUGGUCACUACACACCCUGACGGGAGCUGGUCUUACUCUAAAUCCACUCAACAGUAUGAUGUGUGUUUUAGCUCAGACACACUGAAGAGUGAUGUAGUAGUUUUCCCGUCAUCGUUUCCACCUGUAGACGCAGAACUGAUCAGCAUUAAUGGAGGAGACACUUUUAAUAGAACUCAAACUCUUCCAAGCACUGAGAAGGUAAGACGGAAUAAUUUAAUUUGUGAUUGCAGGAGUGUCGUUAUAAACAAUUUUUAA